GCCAGCCGUUCUCCAUGUCCUCCUCUCUUUCUAAGCAACAAAGCAAGAAACCGUCGCACGCACUUGGCACUCUGCACUCUAAAACAGAGAUAUAUAAACACACACACGUAGAGAGUGUGAUGGUUCCUAUGGAUAGCAACAGCCCUGUCACCUCUUUCUCUAGCUUAAACUCCUAUUUCCGGGCACUCUCGGAUACUCCGAACCGUUUGGCUCGCCGGGCAUUCUCGGUCUCGACUUCUUUCGAAGAGACGAAUCGGGUUCGAGCCAGGUCCGGAAUCGAGAUGAAAAGAAGCCUCCGAUGGUAUGACUUAGUUGGCCUCGGCAUCGGCGGUAUGGUCGGCGCCGGAGUAUUUGUCACCACCGGUCGCGCCAGCCGAUAUUCUGCUGGCCCUUCUGUCAUCCUUUCUUACGCCAUUGCUGGACUUUGCGCUCUUCUCUCUGCCUUCUGCUACACAGAAUUCGCAGUGGACCUCCCCGUUGCCGGCGGCGCGUUUAGCUAUAUACGCGUAACUUUUGGUGAAUUCUUGGCCUUCUUAGCAGGUGCGAAUCUAAUAGUAGACUACGUAUUAUCAAAUGCGGCGGUGGCCAGAGGUUUCACAGCCUAUUUAGGUACCGCUCUGGGAGUAUCAACUACCCCUUUGAGGUUCACCAUCCAUGGCAUACCAAAAGGAUACAAUGAAAUUGACAUUGUUGCAGUGGCCGUGGUCCUACUCCUCACCCUCGUAAUAUGCCACAGUACACGAGAGAGCUCAUGGUUAAACAUGGUUUUAACUAUUCUGCACAUUUUGUUCAUAGUUUUCGUGAUAGUCGUUGGGUUCUGUAGAGGUGAGUGGAAGAAUUUCACCGAACCCAAAAGCCCGAAAAGUCAUGGUGGGUUUUUUCCAUUUGGUGCUUCUGGCGUGUUUAAUGGUGCUGCUAUGGUGUAUUUGAGCUAUAUUGGUUACGACGCUGUUUCAACCAUGGCUGAAGAGGUCCGAAAUCCAAUUAAGGAUAUCCCGGUCGGAGUUUCGGGCUCGGUUUUCCUCGUCACUAUUCUUUACUGCUUGAUGGCUGCUUCAAUGUCCGCCCUCCUCCCUUAUGACCAGAUAGAUCCAGAUUCGCCGUUUUCUGUAGCAUUUAAGCUCGGAUCCUCGCGGUGGAGAUGGGUGUCAAAUGUUAUCGGAGUGGGGGCCAGUUUUGGGAUCUUGACGUCGCUUUUGGUGGCGAUGUUGGGGCAGGCACGCUAUAUGUGUGUAAUAGGACGGUCGUGCGUAAUCCCUUCAUGGUUUGCGAGGGUACAUUCUAAGACUUCUACACCUGUCAACGCCUCUGCCUUCCUUGGAUUCUUCACAGCAGCAAUCGCCCUUUUUACUGAUAUGAACAUCCUACUGAACCUCGUAUCCAUAGGGACGCUGUUUGUCUUCUACAUGGUGGCAAAUGCGGUGAUAUAUAGGCGUUAUGUUAUAGUGGGAACGACAAAUCCGUGGCCAACCAUUUCGUUCUUGUCCUGUUUCUCACUCACUUCUGUCAUGUUUACCCUCCUCUGGCAUUUCGGGCCAUCAGGUAAGCCCAAGGCCUUCAUGCUCGGGGCAUGUUUCGCUAUGGCAAUUGGAGUUCUACAAGUAUUCCAUUUCAUGGUCCCACAAGCCCGAAAGCCCGAGUUUUGGGGGGUGCCUUUGAUGCCAUGGAUUCCAUCCAUAUCCAUCUUCCUCAACAUAUUAUUGUUGGGUUCUCUUGAUGGAGCAUCCUACGUUCGAUUCGGAUUCCUUUCUGGCCUUUCGGUGCUUGUAUAUGUUCUGUACAGUGUUCACUCAAGUUUUGAUGCAGACGAAGUUGGGACUCUCAGUCAAAAGACUGGAGAAAGUAUGAAGGAAUCCGUUGAAAGUGAUGACAACGCUCUCAAAGCGUAAAAAAUAAAAAAUUUCAAAAUCAUUUUUCUUUUCAAUAACUUU
Messenger RNA from Olea europaea var. sylvestris, 1931 nucleotides. Its product is annotated as cationic amino acid transporter 6, chloroplastic-like. Gene Ontology annotation, molecular function: amino acid transmembrane transporter activity. Lineage: Eukaryota; Viridiplantae; Streptophyta; Magnoliopsida; Lamiales; Oleaceae. Gene Ontology annotation, cellular component: plasma membrane. Gene Ontology annotation, biological process: transmembrane transport; amino acid transport. Bases 15 to 1889 code for a protein of 624 amino acids. The transcript has 5 exons. The record is from RefSeq and is a predicted model, not a curated record.